CCCGCCAAAAACAUCAAACAAAGCCGUUGUCGUCUCCUAUAGUCCAGAACUAUGGGCGUCAAGCAUAAACUGUACCAAAUUCAAGGAAGUAAAAUCACCUACAAAACCCCAGAAAGUCCAUGGAACACUCGCUUAAGAGAGCUAGCGAACCAAUCCCUCUUCACUCAAGCCCUUUCUCUAUAUCCCCAGAUGCUCCGGUCUGGUGCUGCCCCCAAUACCUUCACCUUCCCUUUCGCUCUCAAGUCCUGUGCCGCUCUCUCUCUCCCUAUCUCCGGCAAGCAACUUCAUUGCCACGUUGUCAAGACCGGAUGCGAGCCUGAACCCUUUGUGCAAACUUCGUUGAUUUCAAUGUAUUCUAAAUGCCGAUUGAUUGAUGAUGGGCGCAAGGUGUUCGAUAAAAACCCUCUGUCGGGUAAGUUGGCUGUCUGUUACAAUGCUUUAAUUUCUGGGUACACGUCCAAUCUUCGAGUUCUUGAUGCGCUCUUGUUGUUUGGUAAAAUGCGAGAAAUGGAUGUGGAGGUUAAUGCUGUUACGAUGCUAGGUUUGGUCCCUUUAUGUGGGUUGCCUGAGCGUUUGGGACUUGGGAUGUCUCUUCAUGGUUAUAGUUUGAAGGUUUGUUUGGAUAUAGAUACAUCUGUUGGAAAUUGUUUUCUAACAAUGUAUGCUAAAUGUGGGUGUAUCGAUUACGCAAGGAAUUUGUUUGAUGAGAUUCCCGAGAAGAGGUUGGUUACUUGGAAUGCAAUGAUUAGCGGGUAUUCGCAAAAUGGACUUGCUAGCAAUGUGUUAGACCUUUAUGGGAAGAUGGAAAGAUCUGGGGUUUGUCCUGAUCCUGUAACUCUCGUUGGGGUCUUAUCAUCUUGUGCACACCUUGGUGCCCGCUCUCUAGGCAAGAAAGUAGAACAGCUUAUAGAGACUCGUGUGUUUGGUUCUAAUCCAUUUUUGGACAAUGCCCUGAUUAAUAUGUAUGCUAGGUGUGGCAAUCUAGUAAAGGCACGUGCCAUUUUUGAUGGAAUGCCUGUCAAGAAUGUAGUUUCCUGGACAGCAAUCAUAGGUGGCUACGGAACGCAUGGGCAUGGGGAGAUUGCUGUGGACCUUUUUGACAAAAUGAUCAAAACUGCCAUUAAACCUGAUGGAGGAGCAUUUGUAAGUGUAUUGUCUGCUUGUAGCCAUGCGGGACUGACUGAUAAGGGCCUAAAUUAUUUUGCAAUAAUGAAGAAAUAUGGGCUGCAGCCAGGUCCAGAGCAUUACUCUUGUGUGGUGGAUCUUUUAGGUAGGGCAGGUCGUCUCAAAGAAGCUCGAGAGUUCAUUGAAUCAAUGGAGGUGGAACCUGAUGGGGCAGUGUGGGGAGCCCUUCUGGGUGCUUGUAAAAUUCACAAAAAUGUAGAGCUAGCAGAGUUAGCUUUUGAAAGAGUCAUUGAGCUUGAACCCACAAAUAUUGGUUACUAUGUGCUGCUAUCUAAUAUAUAUUCUGAGGCAGAGGAUCUUGCAGGGGUAUUAAGGAUUCGAGUGAUGAUGAGGGAGCGGAAGCUCAGAAAAGAGCCAGGGUGCAGCUAUGUCGAACAUAAAGGGAAAGUUCACCUGUUCUUGGCUGGGGAUAGAAGACAUCUCCAGACCAAGGAAAUAUAUAAGAUGUUGGAUAAGCUAGAAAAUUCAGUGAAGGGAUUUGGAGUUUCUGAGAAGAACGAAAAUGAAAAAAGAAAGGAAGAACUCGGUAUGGGCGUGCACAGCGAAAAGUUGGCUGUGGCGUUCAUGCUCUUAGUCACAGACCCAGGGACAGAGAUCAUUGUGAUAAAAAAUCUUAGGGUAUGUGGAGACUGUCAUAUGUUCAUAAAAUUGGUAAGCAAGAUUGUCGAUCGUCGGUUUGUUGUUAGAGAUGCAACCCGUUUCCAUCAUUUCAGCAAUGGAUUCUGUUCUUGCAAGGAUUAUUGGUAACACAAAUUGAAGGUUGGCACAUUUCUACAUUGUCAAGCCCUUUGUUGACAAUAAAGCAAGAUCCUGGAAUUAGUCUUGGGAUAGCUGUGGUGAUGCUGGAAGAAUCUUUCACCGCUGACUCUGGGUUGCUCGAUGCAAUAAAGAGAGCAGGAGCAUGGAUUCUCUCAGAAAUUUUCCUCCAUUUCAUAAUGAGAACAUUUAUUUGGUUACCACUUGGUCUCUGGCCUGUCGAGGCAAAAUUCAUUAGAGAAAUCACCAUCCAGUUUGCAUAAUUGUCUGUGCUAGUGGACAUGUGAAUUAGGUGACUAUGUUUCACAAAUAAAGCGGUGAAAUUAGCCCAUGCUAGAGAACUCGGCCUGGGAGGAGAUAUUACAUUAUUGAAUAAGCUAGAAAAGUCUUGGAGGAACUUGUGCAUGUCAAAACUCGAAAGAGAAUGGCAGAGGGGGAAGAAUGAACCUUGAAGUGGAAUGGCUAAAGAGGAACUAAUAGGUGUGGAGGAGCCUGAGUCACGCAGCUGGUGAAAUAAUGCUCUUGAUAACUUGAGUCAAAAGGACUUGCUCGACGUGAGAAGGCAAGUUCGAGGCCUCUCAUUAUGGACCUGAUUGGCCAUUCCAGAUAUCACUAGCAUAAUGUUUUGCCAAGAACUUGUGUCUGCAUAACAUAUAUUGCCAAUGGUGGUCACUGAAAGGAUUGAUCUAAGGCCCUGUUUGGUUUCGAUGUACUACAGUUGUAAUAGGAAUCCUAUUAUGCAUAAUCAG
This is a messenger RNA of Tripterygium wilfordii, 2690 nucleotides long. Its product is annotated as putative pentatricopeptide repeat-containing protein At3g11460, mitochondrial. Gene Ontology annotation, biological process: RNA modification. The record is from RefSeq and is a predicted model, not a curated record. Bases 52 to 1932 code for a protein of 626 amino acids. The transcript has a single exon. Gene Ontology annotation, molecular function: protein binding; RNA binding; zinc ion binding. Lineage: Eukaryota; Viridiplantae; Streptophyta; Magnoliopsida; Celastrales; Celastraceae.